Messenger RNA from Pollicipes pollicipes, 948 nucleotides. Its product is annotated as larval cuticle protein LCP-22. The record is from RefSeq and is a predicted model, not a curated record. Lineage: Eukaryota; Metazoa; Arthropoda; Thecostraca; Pollicipedomorpha; Pollicipedidae. The transcript has 2 exons. Gene Ontology annotation, molecular function: structural constituent of chitin-based larval cuticle. Bases 51 to 359 code for a protein of 102 amino acids. Gene Ontology annotation, cellular component: chitin-based extracellular matrix.
UGUCGCGAGACCCUUGGUUGAGCACCAGUUCGAACGGAACAACUCCCAUCAUGAAGCUGUUGCUGCUGUGCCUGUGUGUUGCGGUGGCCGUGGCGGCGCCCCAGAACACCGCCGAACUGUUGCGCAUGGACAGCACGCAGAACGAGGACGGCUCAUUCCAGUACGCCUUCGAAACCACCGACCCCAUCUCCGUGGAGACCUCCGGAGCGCCCAAAAAUAUCGGCGAGGAGGUCGGCAUCGCCAUGCAGGGCAGCUACAGCUUCGAGACACCCGAAGGACAGACCAUCACCAUCAACUGGGUCGCCGAUGAGAACGGUUUCCAGCCCUCUGGAGACGCUAUUCCAGUGGCGCCCCAGUGAUGCGUCCGCUCACAUUGUCCCUAACGUUGUAUGACCAUUUGAAAUCCCCAACUUUAGCACGCUGAAGAGAGGAGCAUGCUAUCUUCACGGUUGAAAUACGCGAAGUAGUGAAAAGCCCUCGUGCUGACAUCGCGUUCAGCUUUGUUGGUCGGUCAUCGCGGUCGCAAAAAAGCUUGUUUUGACGAAUGAUGGUACUGAAUUCGUGCGAAUACAACUUGCAUGAGAAAAUUACUGCCUAUUGGUGCGUCCAGGCAAGAAUGCUACGCUGAAAUCACCAUACCUACCAGUGUGGGCGGUUUUAAACCAGGGAGCCGGCAAUCCCGCGCGCUUGCAUAGCUUUUGGCUGGUUUCGGCUUUGCCGCCGAUACUUAGCGGGUAUUGGCGGAUAAUUUGCAUCUAAAUUCAUCUCACUUGUGUUCUGUUUACCACAAAGUUGUCUUAAAUAUAAAAGCGCAUAUUUUUUAUAUAUGUAUAAACCGGAAUUGUUGGUGAUGUCUAUAGAAAGCAAGCUAUUGGUUCGCACGGAAAUGACGAGGUGGGGAAGCUACCAUGCAUUAUGUUUUCCAGCUGUACAAUACAUACCAUUUCA